AUCUCGAAGAGCGAUAACGAGUACAAGAACGCGUGCCUUAUGUGUAGUGUAUAACAGUGUAUAACCUUUGAUUCGAUGGGAUCUGUUCUGUAAUCACAGUGCGCGCAGUCAGUUCUCCGGUCACUGCAGUCGGUGGCUCCACGUGACACCUAAUCCCAGGCCGACCGCCCGCAAGGAGGAUAAUCCCGAAACUGGAGCGAAGUGGAGUGGUGGCAUAACUCGGGCUGAAAAUCAAACCUUCCCGCCCUCCUACCGGUUUGGCGUCCCCCAGCGCAGAAUAACUGACCGCGCAAGUUUUCGGGUUUCAAGCAUACGCCCCAAUAACUGCUGUCGCCCGCAUAACCAGAACCUGAAAGAAAUCCGAACCAGAACAGAACCAGUAGCCGCGCAGCCAUGGCGGAGGGUAAAUCGGAGAAGUCUCCUUUUAUUGGCAAGCAGCAGGUGCCGGUCACGCUGAAUCCUUCGUGGGAGUCCAAGCUGCCGGCCCAUGAGUCCAACGGUAAGGGAUCCACGUCGGUGCUUGGGAAACUGAAUCUGUCCGCGCCCAAGGACAAGUACCUCAUUGUGUUCUUCAUCUUCCUGCUGCACGGCGUGGGCACGCUGAUGCCAUGGAACAUGUUCAUCACGGCCAAGUCCUAUUUCGAAGACUUCAAGUUCGGGCCAAACAACACGGUGGCCACGGACGUCAGCUACCGCACCCAUUUCAUGCAGAACAUGGGCUUCGCCUCGCAGAUCCCCAACCUAAUCUUCAACUGGCUGAACAUCUUCGUCAACUUCGGCGGAGACCUAACCAGCCGCAUCGUGUACAGCAUCAUCUUCGAGAUGGUCAUCCUCCUGGUGACCAUUGUGCUGGCUAUGCUGGACUCUUCUCAGUGGCCUGGUGCCUUCUUCUGGAGCACCAUGGUGUGCAUUGUACUGCUGAACGUGUGCAACGGCAUCUACCAGAACACCAUUUACGGAAUUGUGGCCUCGCUGCCCAUCAAAUACACCGGUGCCGUCGUCCUGGGCUCUAACAUCAGCGGCUGCUUCACCACCGCCAUGGCCCUAAUUUGCUCAGAAAUCUUCACUUCCAAGAGGACGUCGGCCAUCUACUACUUCGUCACGGCCAUCCUUGUGCUCCUCCUCUGCUUCGACACCUAUUUUGCCUUGCCGCUGAAUAAGUUCUUCCGCCACUACGAGACCAUCAGCAAGAGCAGCGAAAAGAAGACGGACUCCAAGCAGCAGCUGAACGUGCCUUACUGGCAGAUCUUCAAAAAGGCCUCGCCGCAGCUCUUCAACAUCUUCCUCACGUUCUUCGUGACGUUGGCCGUUUUUCCGGCGAUUCAGUCGAACGUGCACCGCUCGAAGGAUUUCGUAAUCGGACCGGACUACUUCACGCUGAUCACUUGCUUUGCGACCUUCAACGUGUUCGCCAUGCUGGGCAGUUUGACCACUUCCUGGGUCCAGUGGCCGGGUCCGAGGUUCCUGUGGGUGCCGGUGGUGCUGCGCCUGGUGUUCAUCCCCCUGUUCAUCAUGUGCAACUACGUUCCACCGGACAAGGUGCGUGCAUUGACCGUGUUAAUCGAGAACGAUUGGGUCUACUGGGCAAUCGGAAUCACGAUGGCCUACAGCUCCGGGUACCUCAGCUCUCUGGGCAUGAUGUACGCCCCGCAGACGGUGCAUGCCAAGUACCAGACGACUGCCGGCAUGUACGCAGCUGCCAUGCUGAUCACGGGCAUAUUUUCCGGGGUGAUGUUCUCGUAUCUGGGACCGUAUUUCGUCGUAUAGUCUUUAAGCGUUCGUAUGACACUAACAUUUUACAAUUAUUUCAUUGUUCAUUUUUAACCACAUUUAUGACCCACUUUCAAUUCAGUUUUGGGCUCAAUACCAGUUUAGGGACCUCGCCAGUUGGUUUCGUUUUAACCAAUCAUUUUUGCACGAUAUAUUUAAUAAAGUUUUUCAAUUAACAUUUUAUUACAUGAA
Molecule: messenger RNA, 1962 nt
Organism: Drosophila biarmipes
Lineage: Eukaryota; Metazoa; Arthropoda; Insecta; Diptera; Drosophilidae
Gene: Ent2
Product: equilibrative nucleoside transporter 1
Exons: 1
Coding region: 394-1767 (457 amino acids)
Biological process (GO): nucleoside transmembrane transport
Cellular component (GO): plasma membrane
Molecular function (GO): nucleoside transmembrane transporter activity
Source: RefSeq, a predicted model, not a curated record